AUGGCGGGCGGCAACAACAAGGAUGGGAAGAAGAAGAGAGUGCUCGUUGUGGGAGCGGGAGCUGCUGGAAUGUCGUGUGCUCACCAUCUCUCUGAGCACCCCGACAAAUUCGACGUUACACUCAUCGACGCAGUAGAUUACUGUGGAGGCCAGGCCUUUUCAAUUGACAUUGACAAGGAGCGUCAUGGCGCCGCAUGGCUCAACCAAGGUGUUCAAGGUGGAAGUUACAUUUUCCACCACACCAUGACCAUGUUUGCACGACAAGGCCACCACGCCGACCCCGUCAAUCUCCACGUUUCGUUCGGCAAAGACGACAUCUUCUGGACCAAUGUCUUCCCCACUGAGCUCCUCGCACGGCACCAGAAGGAAAUUCGACGCUUCAACACGAUGCUCAAAAUCGUCCGCUGGUUCGAACUCUUCUUCGCCCUCAUCCCCAUCAAGGUCCUCUUCAAAAUGUUCAUGUUCUCCGAGGAAUUCACAAACACCGUCGCCAUGCCCAUGAUCGCCCUCUUCCUCGGUACCGGCAACGAAACCCCAAACGUCCCUAGCAUCAUUCUUGAGCGGCUCUGCACGAGUCCCACGUACGGAAUGUGGUAUCCACCAGACAAACACAGUAUUGCGAGCAACCUGCCGCCGAUGGUAGUCUUCCCCAAGUUCAGCGAAUUCUACGAGCGCUGGAGACAGGAUUUGAUUAAGAGGGGUGUCAACGUCCGGCUUUCGACAGAAGUAACGCAAGUUGUUAAGCGCGAUAAGACUGGUGUUACAGUCCGGUUGAUCAAGCGCUCGCCGAUGCCUGAUGCGCAUAACCCCAACAGUGCCCAUGUGCCAUAUGACGACGAGCACAAUUACGACGCCGAUGCACAGGAGAAGGAAGAGCACUAUGAUGAGUUGAUUCUCUGCGUUCUCGCCGACACGGCCAAACGCAUCCUAACCCCCACCGCCUCCCACCGCGAAUCCUACGUCCUCGGCUCCGCAAAAUUCUCAAACGACAUAACCGUAACCCACUGGGACUCGACCUACAUGCUCAACCACUACGAAAACUUCUACACCGAACAACGUGCCGUCUCCACCCUCAGCACCAUGGACCAAUCCCAACGCAACGCCUACGCCGCCAAAAACUUCAAACCAAUGUACUACAUAAAAAUGUACCCCUCAGACCGCUCCAAACUAGAAAUGUGUUUCGACUGCACAAACUACCAAUCCCAAUUCCCCCCUUCGGUCCCCUUCGACAAGCACGUCUUCCAAACAAUCUACCUCAACAAAGAACGCGACGGCCAUCUCUGGUCCAUUGAUGAAAUCAAUCCAGACAAGAUUAUCCGAAAAGACUGGUGGCACCAGCUCUGCCACUCCUGGACCCAUUACGCUUUCGUAGUCCCAUGGAUGUGGCUGUUGCAAGGACGCCGCCACACGCGCUUCGCGGCAGCCUGGACGCUGAUAAAUGCGCAUGAAGUCGCGGUUAUGAGCGGCAUCGCUGCUGCUGUUGAUCUCGGUGCCGAGUAUCCCGCUGAUUUGGAGAGAGAUCGCUUUGCGUUUUUGUGCUUUAGGUUGUAUUAUCUUUUGUGUUAUGGGAAGUGGUAUAGGAGGAGGGCGACGAGGAAGAGUAAAGAGGGGCCCGGCAAAGAGUGGGCGAGUGGGUUGUAUGGGAGUGUGUAUAGGGGACCGGGCGUUAGUGAUGUGGAUCGUAGGCAGUGGAGGGAGGAGAAUGGGAUUGAGGGCGAGCCGGAGAGGUAUAAGUUUCCGGAGAAUGCGGGGCAUAGAUAG
Molecule: messenger RNA, 1761 nt
Organism: Bipolaris zeicola 26-R-13
Lineage: Eukaryota; Fungi; Ascomycota; Dothideomycetes; Pleosporales; Pleosporaceae
Exons: 3
Coding region: 1-1761 (586 amino acids)
Molecular function (GO): oxidoreductase activity
Source: RefSeq, a predicted model, not a curated record